Molecule: messenger RNA, 3529 nt
Organism: Linum trigynum
Lineage: Eukaryota; Viridiplantae; Streptophyta; Magnoliopsida; Malpighiales; Linaceae
Source: the annotation of a GenBank genome assembly
AUCAGCGCGGGGAGGUUGAGCCAUUUCACGGCGCGGCUAAUGUUGCUCCGACCGGGAAAACGGCCGCCGCGGGACUCGAACGCAAUUAUUAACUGUGCGGGGGAGAAAUUGAGCCGAGCCGUCAUAGAAAUUGUUCCAAGUCCGCGUUUGCUCCUCCUCGAUCUUUGUCAGCAUCAUCGCUCGAAGCAAUCAAUCAAUUGACGACUCGAAUCUCGGCUCCGGCGUCUUUGGGAUUCCAACAGCCGCUGUCUCAUUCCUCAGCUGCUGGCCUUUUGCGGGAGGCUUUCGCCGGAGGUAGUUUCAGGCCGUCGGGUGCGGUUUUCUGGAGCUCUUUCGAGGGUUUUUGAGGAAUUUGGCUGGUAAUUCUUGGGUUUGUCCAUGGCGUAAGGAGCUUUGGAGUUCUGGCAUUUUCUGGUUAGGGAUUGUCUCCGCCGGAAAUUUUUCCUUCUUCAGCUUCUUUUGAGUUCGAAGGUGGAUUUUUUCUGGGGGGAUCUUUGUCCAAGACUGUAACUUGCUUACUGUUACUGGCAGCUGCUUGUGCUUUUCCGACCGUGGUGCACUUUUCUAGGGUUUUAAGAAGCUUCUAUUUAGCCACUAGAGGUAUUGCAUUAGUACUGGUGAGUUCAUGGGACCAAAAUAUGGGAUCUUUUCUUCUUACAACUUCGUGAGGUUUAACUACUGUUGCCUUAACGAACAGUUCUGGAGCUGGUUUUCUUAAUGCUAUUGGAUGGGACUAAAGUUUUGAAUAGGGUUGGAGAUAUCUCCAUUUUCUUUUUCUUCCCCUCUAUGUGACUGGUGAUGAGAUUGCUGAAGUUGGUGCUGAGACGUUGUUAUUGUUAACUGCAUUUCGUACUUCAGUUGUCUAUUUCAAGUCAGAUUGUUUGAAUGGUUCCCCAGUCAAUGCGACCAAGGCAUAGUUUUCUUCUGCUGGGUGUUCAUGAACUAAUAUUAUGAACCUGUGUGGUUUUGCAGUUUGCUAAGUUCAUUGUAAGUUCAGAGCGAGAAGCUUCAUGUUGAGAAAUAUGGAAUCAGAUAACAGUGAUACAGACGAGGAUGUUCCUCCGCAACUACAAAACCGAUUCCAAAGUGGUAUGCGACCUGCUGGGAAUGGAAGAGCAGCAAUGGCUGGGUCUGCUCCCAUGCCAAGGCAAAAUGAUAUGGAGAUUCAAAUUCACAAUAUCGAACAAGAAGCCUAUAGUGCAGUCCUUCGGGCAUUUAAAGCUCAAUCAGAUGCUAUUACUUGGGAAAAGGAGGGAUUAAUAACAGAACUCAGAAAGGAGUUGAGAGUGUCGGACGAGGAGCAUAGGGAACUAUUAUCCAGGGUCAAUAAUGACAACAUGAUUCGAAGGAUAAGGGAGUGGAGGAGAACUAGUGGGUCCCAAUCAGAGAUGCCGAGCGGUGCGCAGCCUGUCCAUGAUCGUGCCCCUAGUCCCUCGGUUUCGGGAUCACGCAAGAAACAGAAAACAUCACAGUCGGCUGCUUCAUUAGCUAUGGGUGCUCCUUCUCCUGCAUUGCACCAACCAAUGCAAGCAUCAACAUCAGCCCUAAGGCGAGGGCCUCCCCCUCCACCUGGAUCAAGAAACAAGAAAUCCCAGCCAACCUUGCAGUACCCUCCUUCUAUCGGUAUGAAUGAAGGUGGAAGGACCCAGGUUGCUAACAGGAAUUCUGCAGGAGCAUUUUCAACCAAUGAGCCUGCAGCUCCUACAAGUCUAAAUCCAUUGGUUGGAAGAAAAGUUUGGACUCGAUGGCCUGAAGAUAAUAGCUUCUACGAGGCUCUUAUCACCGACUACAAACAAGAAGAAGGGACACAUGCUUUGGUGUAUGAUAUGAACACGAAGAAUGAAACAUGGGAAUGGGUCAACCUCAAAGAGAUACCCCCUGAAGACAUCAGGUGGGAGCAUGAGGAUGAAUCCAUUUUUGGUAAAGGCGACCGACCUGGACAUGGUCGGGGGAACAAGAAGCCCAUGAUGCGUGGUGGUUCUGCUGCUGCUGCUGCUGCUGCUGGGCCUGGACGAGGUAGAGGGAACACUAAAGGUCCGAAAAGGGAGUUUCCUCUACCACAGAAUGGCACUGGGAAAAAGGCUUUGGGUGAUAUCGAGAUCCUUCACACUGAGACACUAAUCAAGGAGGUGGAAAAAGUUUUCGGCGCUAACCUUCCUGAUCCUACGGCUAUUGAGAAAGCGAAGAACGUGCUCAAAGAACAUGAACAAGCUCUUGUAGAUGCAAUCGCAAGGCUUGAAGAUGCUUCUAAUGGUGUAAGUGAGGAUGGAGGGCGGCAGUUUCCCCAUGGGCGGUUGGAGCAAGAGCAAGGUUGGAGGAAACAGAUACAACAAUGAAUUUGGCGGCAGCGGUAGGGAGAGUAGUAGAGGUCCAGAUGGUCAGGGAGGGUAAAGUUUUCUUUUCCUUGUUUUUUGAGGGGUGAUGAUGAUGAUGAUGAUGAUGAUCAGUUCUGUUUGUAACAACCCAUCUGUGUAUGAUAGAAUGCUCUAAUCCUAAAACUAGGCCAAAGUACAACAUGGCUGUUACUAACUUAAAAUAGCCCAUCGGAUGGUGAGAGUGUAGCCUUUUUGUUUCAACACCCUUUUGUCAUGUAUAUUACUCUCAGCUGUAGACCUGUAGUAGUACCCAAAUUGUGAUGUCCUCAGGUGUCUUAGAUUGUUUGUGUUUUUGCCAACUGAUUAGAGAAUGGAAGAAAAGGAUUUGCCUUUCUGUUUGUUACCCAGUUUAAGUUGGCUUGUGCUUUAAUGAGCUUUCUUACCCUCUUUUUGUGCUUUGCAGUUGAGGUAAAAUUGGUAACCUCUUUCCCGUUAGAACAAGAAAUCUUACAUGAAUGUCGUUGAUGGCUUUCGGUGACAUUAUUUGAGUAGCAAAUGUCCUUUUAUAUGAACAUCAUUGAGAAUUGUGAGAUAUAUUUAUAACAUAAUGUUUACCUAAAGUAGUGCCUAUUUGAAUUACUCUAAUUCAUUUUGAAAUGAAAUCUUUUUGUAUAUAGUAAUUAAAAGAAUUCAUUGUUAAUUCUUAAUUUUAAACUCUACCAAAUUGAAAUCAAAUCACAUCUCGAACCAGAGAUAAACAGCUCAAUAGCAUUUCUGCACUUAAGAAGUUGUUUUCAGAUCCAAGUCCCUACUAAAGAGGUUGAAAUGCUCCAAAUACUUCGGGUCUUGAUUCUGUAUUUAACCAUUCAGGUUACUCAUAAAGAGUCACUAACAGCGAAUAUAUUCCAGAUAUAUCCCAAAUGUCUUUGCUUAUGUUUGGCCCGGCUUUUAGAAGUGCUUUUCGGCUUCAAAAGUUGAAGCAGAGCCAAACACCUCUAAAAGCUCGGCUUUUGAAAAGCCGAAAAGCGUUUUUGUAUAACAUAAAAGCAGAAGCUCCGAUUUGGAGCUUCUGCGAAAAGCUGUUUUGAAAAUACAAGAUUAUCCUUACCAUAUUAUAAUUUUAUUUCAGAAAAUAUAAUUUUCCUUCAUUUAUAUCAUUUUAAAAAUAAAAUAAAUUAUAAAAUCAUAUUAUUUAAUAUAAAAGAAAUCUAACA